AUGGAAAAUUUAUCUGGAAAAAGAAAUGUUUCUUUGGGAGAAUUAUGCAGUCGAUCUUCCACUCUAGGAACUACAUGUAGCAACAUAUCUAUUAUAGAGAUUUGUGUAACAGAAAUUCAUCUUUACCGUCAAGGUGGUUGGACACCAGUUGAACCAAAAGAAAAUGAAAGCAAAUCUAAGACCGUUUGGAAAUGCCGUUGUUGUGGUCAUCAAUGCAGUGAGAUAAAAGUGGGUUCAGGUUUUCAGCAGACAGCAAUGGAAAAUAAAGAAACUCAAACAAUUAAUGAUGACGAGUCUAAACAUUUUAUAAUUGAGGAAAUCUUUGAAAGGUUUCUGAACUCAUAUCUUGAAAACACAGUUUUGAAAAGCAACGUCAGCAAACCUUAUAUGUUGUUAAAAGACAUAAAAUAUUUGGACAAAUCUAAUAUUUACCAAAACAUGGAAAAGGAAUCAUCAUUUUUGAGUCUGAAAGGAAAGACAAGUUAUGAAAAGGUAACUGAUUUGGUGACAUUUUUGAUCAAGCAUUUUCAAUGGUUGAAGCCAAUAAAUUUUCAUGUUUAUCCAGUACAAGACUGUUCGAGAAACCUAGAAGAAUUUGUCAAAAGAGAAUUGAGUUCUAGUCGGUCAUCCAUGAGCCCAACUGGUUUGCAAUCAACAAGUGAACUCCAUUCUAUGAACAUGGAAAUGAUACGAGUCUUCACAUACAGUAACUUUCCUCUAGCCUGUUCUGUUUCCACUCUAAGACUUGCCAAAGAAGGCUUCUACUACACUGGCGAAGGGGAUACAGUCGCGUGCUUUGCCUGUGGACAUCAAACACAUGGACUGGAACUAGCAAACGAUCCUAGAGGAAUUCAUCAGCAGACCUCUCCAAAUUGUCCAUUUUUAAAUUCUGGACAAUCCAGAAAUGUCCCAUUUGGAGAAAAUGAAACUGUCGGAAACAUGCCAGUACGAGAAAACAACGGAAGAACGCAUAGUCCUGUGGGUCGGCGACAAGAAGUUUUGCAAAAUUCAACACCUGCGCCUAUUACUGAGGAUGUUUCCUCAUGUAGUCACCAAAAAAAUAUGGAGCAAAAUGCAAAUUCAAAGAGAAAAGAGAUAAAAACAACUCACCAGAAAGCAAGGGAACGACAGAAAAAGAUCAACAACUUUAUUAAAAGUUUAGAUCCACUCGGAAUUAGCUUUGAUCGUCCAAAGUACCCUUCAUAUGCUGUAAUGGCAACAAGAGUUAGUUCUUUUAAAGACUGGCCAUCAAGUAUAAUGCAAAAACCACGUGAUCUUGCAAUGGCGGGAUUUAUUUACGCAGGAUAUGGGGACUACACCCGUUGUUUCUUCUGUGGUGGUGGAUUACGCAACUGGGAACCACAGGAUAAACCAUGGAAAGAACACGCCCGAUGGUUUCCGAAGUGUGCUUUCUUGAGACAGAACAAAGGUGACGAGUUUGUGGCAAUGGUGCAGAUUGAACACGAAGAAGAGGAAGAACUAGCUGAAAGCGCAGAGCAAUCAUCUCCCCAUACGAACAGUGCAUCCGCAAUACCACGAACAGAAUUAAAGAAUGAAGUCCUCGCCGAUGUAUUCGACUUAUCCUCAGUUCAAAGUGUACUUCAAAUGGGUUAUUCUCAUGAGAUGGUAAAGGAGGCCUUUGAAUUAUUGAAACUUACAAAACAUGUUGGAGAAAUCUCUGGAGGGGACAUAAUGGAUGUCAUUCUAUCGAAUGAGGAAAACACAAAAGCGUUAGAAACAACACCUACAGCUGGCAAUACGCGUAUACAGACGAAAGCGACUGUUCGAUUACAAAGUCCGGCACCCCCAAAUCAGAGUGAUACAGAAUACACCCAAUCUUUGAUUGAAGAGUACAGAGAGUUACGAAAUCUUCGUGUCUGUAAAAUCUGCAGAGAGAACGACGCCUCAAUCGCCAUGUUGCCCUGUGGUCAUCUCUGCUGUUGUCCUGACUGUGCUCCAGCUAUGAGGAACUGUCCGAUAUGUGGCCAAUUUGUAAAAGGGACGGUGCGAACAUGGUUAGCCUGAAUUUAGUGAAUGGACAAAACCCAAGAUGUUCAAAUUUGAAAAUCAUUUUUUAGUUUUUUACUCUUUGCUAUACAUCACUUGUGUUAAUUUUUGUUGGGUACCCCAUAUUGAAAGGGCGAGCGGCUACUUUUGUUAGAUACAUGCAUGG
Molecule: messenger RNA, 2173 nt
Organism: Saccostrea echinata
Lineage: Eukaryota; Metazoa; Mollusca; Bivalvia; Ostreida; Ostreidae
Product: putative inhibitor of apoptosis
Exons: 4
Coding region: 1-2025 (674 amino acids)
Biological process (GO): regulation of cell cycle
Cellular component (GO): spindle microtubule; nucleus; cytoplasm
Source: RefSeq, a predicted model, not a curated record